AUGUCAAAUCUAAGAGGCAUCGAGGUACUUGAUGUUUCCCGGAACAACUUGUCUGGGCCGAUUCCACCGUUUCUGGCUGAGCUCCCUUUCCUCAAGAAUCUCAAUCUUUCCUUCAACAUGUUCGAGGGAGAAGUGCCAAAGGGAAGAAUCUUUGGUAACCUCAGCGCUGUCUCAGUUGUUGGAAAUGAUAAGCUGUGUGGAGGACCUCCCAUGUUGCAGUUGCCAACAUGUAAAGAUGGAGCUCGAAAGAAACGCCGAAAUGGAUUUUGGUCUCAGAGGAUAGUUCUGAUAAUUAGUGUGACUGUCCCUAUUCUUCUUCUGUUAGUAGGAGGGAUCAUCACAACAGUUCUUUGCCAAUCAAAAAGGUCGAAAAGGGAGACAACUCCAGCUUCUUUGAUGGAGAAUCAUUGCCCUAAGCUUUCUUAUGCAGAACUUUCUCAAGCAACAGAUAGGUUCUCUCCAGCAAACCUGGUUGGAGAAGGAAGCUUUGGUGUGGUCUACAAAGGGGUCUUACCGAGCAAUGAACAAAUUGUCGCCGUGAAGGUUCUCAAACUUGAAGAAAAGGGAUCAAUCAAGAGCUUCAUGGCUGAGUGUGAGGCCUUGAGGCAAAUUCGGCAUCGGAACCUGGUCAAGACUAUAACUUCUUGUUCGGCCAUUGAUUUCAGCGGUGAUGAUUUUAAGGCUCUAGUGUUUUAG
Molecule: messenger RNA, 696 nt
Organism: Punica granatum (pomegranate)
Lineage: Eukaryota; Viridiplantae; Streptophyta; Magnoliopsida; Myrtales; Lythraceae
Source: RefSeq, a predicted model, not a curated record